UGAUGUGACGACCUCCUACUGGCUAUAGAUAUACGCGUUGUUAAGCGCAAAGCCAUCAACUGCAAAUUAGACCGAGCGAUUAGCGAUUGGCAAAUAUAUUUAUCACUUAUAUAGUUGAGAGCAACAACCGAAACAAGAUGUUCACCUACGUCAGCCGAGUCGCUUUGUUGAUCGUGUUCGUAUGCACCGCGGUGCAAUCGAGACCUCCCGUCGACCCCAACCACAGAGCGGUGAAUAACGCGGUCGAGGCGUACGUCUUCGGAGCGGUGCAGGAUCGUUUGAUGAAUCUGAGCGAGGAGGAGAGGCAGCAGAGCUACGAACAAUUGUCGAAACGAGUCGAGGCUCUGGACAGCAGAGUCAAGGUAUCAUUCGACGCGUUUUACGAGGAUCUGAAAAAAUCUGGGGCAGCCGCCGAGUUCGAGCCGAAAGUGCUGGCCGCGAUCAGAGAGUAUUACGACGAUAUGACCAGCGAGAAGGAGCUCCAGGUUAUGUACCUGGUCUCGUACUGGCAGGAGCGAAUCGACUACUACGAGUCGCCGAUAGAGAAAGAGGCAAUGAGGACGCAGGCCCGAGAGGAUCUACGCCUCGAGCUCUUCACCGUCGAGGCCUAUCUCGAGGCCUUCGAGAAGAUCCUUCGCGGUACCAUCAAGCUUCAUUGAGUUUGCUUUGUAAUUUUUGGACAUUGAAAUAAAUUUAUCCGUAA
This is a messenger RNA of Trichogramma pretiosum, 703 nucleotides long. RefSeq lists its product as uncharacterized. The transcript has 3 exons. Bases 138 to 659 code for a protein of 173 amino acids. NCBI's taxonomy places the organism in Eukaryota, Metazoa, Arthropoda, Insecta, Hymenoptera, Trichogrammatidae. The record is from RefSeq and is a predicted model, not a curated record.